Molecule: messenger RNA, 1566 nt
Organism: Gadus macrocephalus (Pacific cod)
Lineage: Eukaryota; Metazoa; Chordata; Actinopteri; Gadiformes; Gadidae
Gene: c8h5orf22
Product: chromosome 8 C5orf22 homolog
Exons: 11
Coding region: 121-1437 (438 amino acids)
Source: RefSeq, a predicted model, not a curated record
CGUGUUUUUUUUACUAUGGAGAGGGACGCUGACCAGCAUGCCGUUUAGCUCCAUCUCCAAGAAGAAGUCACUGUCCGUCUCGCUAAGAUUCUCAUUAUCUGCGAAUUAAGGCUCAGUAAAAUGAGUUCCUCCACGCAGAAGAGGGUAUACGCAAAGUUGCCCGUUUGCAUAGUUGAGGAUCAUAACGACGUGGUGAGUCACAUCUAUCGUGCGAUAGCAUCAAAACACCUUCCGAUGAGGAACAUCAAGAUGAUCCAUUUAGACUCCCAUCCCGAUCUGCUCAUCCCUGUCAACAUGUCUGCUGACGUCGUCUUUGACAAGGACUCUUUAAUUGACCAGCUGAGUAUAGAGAACUGGAUCAUGCCCAUGGUCUAUGCAGACCAUGUGUCCUCUGUGGCCUGGCUUCACCCUCCCUGGGCCCAGCAGAUCCAAGAAGGAGAGCACCGUAUGGCCGUGGGAAAGGAUUCCUCCACCACCACCAUCAGGGUGACCAGCAAGGACGACUACUUCCUGAGCGACGGCCUGUACGUUCCCGAGGAGCAGCUGGAGAACCCCAAGGCCCUGACGCUGAACGUGGUGCUGGUCAACCCCGCGCCGAGGAGCCACGCGGCGCACACAGAGACGGACGCACUGCGGUGGCAACCCAAGAAACCCCGGUCAGACAGCCAGGGAACCAGUGACUGCCCUUUUCCUCCCGGGUCCUCCGGCUUGGACUGCGCCGCCGUGUUACAGCCAGCAGGGGGCGACAGCGGACCAGCUGAUAAAGGAUCACCUGGCUAUGUCGUCAACACAUUGUUGUCCGUGGUCAGGGAGACGGAUCCGUACAUACUGGAUGUUGACCUGGAUUUUUUCUCCUGUAAGAAUCCUUUCAAAGAGCUGUACACACAGGAGGAGUACGCCAUCCUCCAGCAGCUGUACGGGUUCAGGAGACCCAGUGCCACGGCCAGCGAGGAGGCGAUCGGUGAGUGUGUGGAGCGUCGUGUCCAUCAGCUGGAGGACCUUGAGGCGGCGUUCGCUGACCUGCUGGAGGACGACGCCCACGAGACGGUGCUGCGCUGGGCCGCCAACCCCGGCAUGGCUUCCCUUGCCCAGCUGGUGUCCAGUCUGAAGGCCAGAGACCAGUCUCCAGAUUACGAGAUGGUGCAUCAGGCCGGCCUUACCUGUGACUACUCUGAGCUGCCUCACCACAUCAGCACUGAGGAGGAGAUCGACGGACUGCUGCUGGCCGUGGAUCAGGUUCUCACGGCCCUGCCUAAACCAACACUGGUAACCAUGUCCAGAUCCAGUCUAGACGAGUACUGCCCCGUGGAGCAGGUGGACUCCAUCCAGAACAAGGUGCUGUCCGUCCUGGAGGGGCUGUACGGACAGCUGGAGGUCCGACAGACCUACGACAGCCCCCCGGUGGACACCCAGGAAGGCCAGCUGGCCAUCUUGUGAUGCUAGCACACGCACACACACCAGUGUACAAACCCCAUGUAUUCAACACAUGUAUUGAAGAAGCAGAUGUAUAGAUCACAUUUAAGUCAAUGUUUGUUUAAGUAAAAAGUAUUAUCUUUGUGUACAGUU